AUGAUUUACCCGGUUUACAGAUACGAAGCCAUCCUCCUCGCACCUGGUGAGGAGAAGAUCGAUGUCGAGGUUGAUACCCGCCUUCCCUCUGCUGCCAUCUUUACCUUCCACAAAGAGGACCACACCCUCGGAAAUAUGCUGCGUGGCCGCCUGCUGAAGACCCAGCACGUCAUUUUCUCCGCAUACCGGGUAAGCAUCAUGCUCAUCUUUUCUACUACGUUGAAAUUUGAAUAUGGCCACCAAUACUCAUCCAUCACCCUGCAGGUCCCUCACCCCCUCACUCCCAAUUUCCAACUCCGUGUGCAGACUGAUGGUGAGAUCACUCCUCGCGAGGCUGUGAUCAACGCCAGCCAGGCUCUGAUUAAGGACCUGGGUAUCUUGUCGCGCGAGUUCACCAAGGAAUACGAGCUGCGAAAGAUGGCCAACGCUGCCAACGAACAGCAGAACGUGGAGUAA
Molecule: messenger RNA, 456 nt
Organism: Penicillium macrosclerotiorum
Lineage: Eukaryota; Fungi; Ascomycota; Eurotiomycetes; Eurotiales; Aspergillaceae
Product: DNA-directed RNA polymerase II core subunit RPB11
Exons: 2
Coding region: 1-456 (151 amino acids)
Biological process (GO): transcription by RNA polymerase II
Cellular component (GO): RNA polymerase II, core complex
Molecular function (GO): protein dimerization activity
Source: RefSeq, a predicted model, not a curated record